Molecule: messenger RNA, 998 nt
Organism: Amphimedon queenslandica
Lineage: Eukaryota; Metazoa; Porifera; Demospongiae; Haplosclerida; Niphatidae
Product: hemicentin-2-like
Exons: 3
Biological process (GO): dendrite self-avoidance; axon guidance; homophilic cell-cell adhesion
Cellular component (GO): plasma membrane; axon
Molecular function (GO): cell-cell adhesion mediator activity
Source: RefSeq, a predicted model, not a curated record
AUGCAUGGCCAGUAAUGCAGCUGGGAGUACUAACAUCUCUACUAAUCUAUUCAUAAGUCCAAGGUUUCUUAUCAGGCCACAGGAUGUUCGUACACAAAUCAGAUUUAACGAAUCUCUCACAUGCGAAGUAGAGUCUUACCCAGUCCCUAGUUACUCUUGGAUGAAAGAAGGCAAUGUUGUUGGUCCUAGUGAUUACAGGUAUCCAUUCUAUCCUGUUGAGUUUGGGGAUGAAGGAGAGUAUACUUGUAUAGCUACCAGCAAUUCUCUGAGCAUAGACUCUUCCGCUAUAGUUCAUGUCUCACCUCUACAUAGUGCUAGGACUGAUCCUAAUGUCACUAAUUCAGUUGUUAAUACACCAGUCACAUUCAACUGCUUAUCUCUUGGUGGACCAAACAACAUGUAUUAUUGGGUCUAUGACCGCACUAGUGAGAGAUUAUCAAAUGUCAAUGAACUGAAUGUUACCAGUCAUGCUAGUCGUGGUGGGUCUUAUACUUGCACUGUAGGGAAUCAGGCUGGUUAUGAUCAUGCCAUUUCUACACUUAAUGUUGCUCCUGAGAUACUCAUUCAUCCUAGUCCACAAAAUGUGACACUAGCAGUUGAGAGCAUAACCCUCUACUGUCUGGUAUCCGGUUAUCCUUUUCCUCAAGUUGAGUGGUAUCUCAAUGAUACUCAAAUCCUUCCCCAGUCUGAUACUCGUGUUACAAUAACAACAGUCAAUAAUCCAACCUUGAUACCAGGCUAUGAUUCUAUGGGAGAGUUUUCAGGUUCUGGUCUCUCUGACUUUGGCCUUGGAUCUGGUGGAGAUAGCUUGGACAUUCGGAAUCCUUUUGGGGUUAAUCUCGACGUAGGUGAUAUAAAAGACCCGUUUGGUACUGUUUCAAGCCAGCUGGUUAUAAAGGACACUACAAUAUCAGAUUCUGGAUUGUAUCAUUGUGAAGGUGUUAUUGACAAUUUAUUCGAUGAUAAACCCAGUCAACCUGCUUUGGUCCUAGUACAGA